Jatropha curcas is the source of this 1666-nucleotide messenger RNA. RefSeq names its product RING-H2 finger protein ATL32. NCBI's taxonomy places the organism in Eukaryota, Viridiplantae, Streptophyta, Magnoliopsida, Malpighiales, Euphorbiaceae. The record is from RefSeq and is a predicted model, not a curated record.
UCAUUUUCCCACUUUUCUUUCUCUGUUCAGUUCUUUAUAUUCUCUGUGAAUCUGUACUUCACUCCUUAAUUUCUCUCACAAAAUACUUUUAUUAAAAAAAUAAAUAAAUUCUACUUGAGUUUCACUGCAGAAAUGGAAGGCAACCAACUUAUUCUCAGCCGUCCAAUCAUCCAUCAAAGUAUCAGAUGGUUCCACAUCUUCAUCCUCUCGCUUGUUUACUGUUCCGCUAAUGCACAGCAGAGCACCGGAUCACGAGACACCUACCGGUUGUACUCAAAUUUCGAUCCAACAAUAGCAAUUAUCGUACUCAUUCUAAUUUGCGCUUUCUUCUUCAUCGGAAUCUUCUCCAUCUUUCUCCGUCAGUGCACGGAUACCACCGAAUUUCAGACCGUCAUCACCGGAAGACUACAUAGGGCUGGGCUUGAUCCAUCUGUGAUCGAGAAGUUUCCCGUCUUCGUUUACUCUGAAGUGAAAAAUAUCAAAAUCGGAAGAGAGACGCUAGAAUGCGCUGUUUGUUUGAGUGAAUUUGAAGAUGAUGAAACUCUUCGUUUAUUACCUAAAUGCAAUCACGUUUUCCAUCCUGAAUGUAUCGACGAGUGGUUAUCUUCUCAUGUCACUUGCCCGGUUUGCCGUGCUGAGCUCACACCAGAUUGUGGCGAAACUCAGAAAAAUUCAUCGCAACAAACAACAACAACAGAGCCGAAUCAACAAUUCUCUGCAUCUAAUCUCACUGAAACAACUAAUGAAAUCUCAAUUUCUGUUAACGAAGAGCAAAAUAGAGAUUCACAGCCACGCGUGAACAAAAAUCGGCCACCGAGAUCGGGAAUAUCAGGGAAGUUUCCGAGAUCGCAUUCAACAGGACAUUCACUGGUUCAAGCAGGAGAGAAUAUCGAAAGGUAUACGCUGAGAUUGCCAGAGGAGUUGAGAACGCACAUGCUGGCGAGUGCGAAACUGAAACGUGCUAUUAGUUUUAACGUGAUUUUAGCAACAGAAGGGAGUUCGAGGAAAGGAUAUAGAAGUGGCGGUGAAGAUAGCAAUAGAGGAAAGCAGAUCAGCCGGUCGGAUCUGUGGGGACUUCUAAUGAAUACGCCGUUUGUUUCAAGAGGCGGUUCAGUUAAAGCAUCUAAGACUGAUAACGACGGAGAUUCAGUAAACGGUAGGAACUUGUUUGCGUCGGUCAAAAAACCGUUGAAUUGCUUGAAUGCGAAAGUGGAGGGAGGAGGAGAACCGCCAAGUCGGAGUCGACCUGUCGUUUGACGUAAUUUUAUUAAUUUAUUGGUUUAUUUAUUUAUUUAAUUUAAUAAUUAAGCUCGAUUUGAAGUGGAGGAAAGGGAAACAUGGUGAAUCCAUUAAAAGCAUGCAGUGAAGGUAGAGGUGUCAAGUAGGAAUAGAGCUGUGGAAUGCUAGGCCUGGACAGAACGACAAUGAAGAGAGGUGAGUCACAUUUUUUUGGGAAGAAAUUGAGUUGAACUGAUGGACCAAAACUGCACAUAGGCAGAAGUCCUCGGAUGCCUCAUGCUUCCAAGAAGGUGAAUUGGCAUUACUAGUUUGGUGAGACUUAGUUGCAAGUUGUUGUAAGUUGUAAAUUACUAGUAUAACUUUUCUUUUUCCAAUAAUCUUUUUAACUAGAAAUCAAUAUUUAAAAAAAAAAAAAAAAUUGCUCUCA